AUGAGCGGUCCCAAAGGAGUAGCCGAGAACAUGCUGUGGGGAGGUCGAUUUACUCAGGGCCUCGACCCCCUUAUGGUCCAAUACAACGAGUCCCUACCCUACGACCGCAUCCUCUGGCGUCAAGAUAUCGCUGGCUCCAUUGCCUUCGCUCGCGCCAACACAAAGUCCGGCAUCCUCUCCGCACACGAGUUCUCCGAGAUCGAGCGCGGAUUCAAGCAGAUCGCAGAGGAAUGGAGCACCAACGCCUUCGUCGUCAAGGAAAAUGACGAGGACAUCCACACUGCCAAUGAGCGCCGCCUAUCGGAGAUCAUUGGCAAGGACAUCGGAGGAAAGCUACACACCGGCCGUUCCCGCAACGAGCAGAUCGCAACCGACCUGCGCCUGUGGCUGCGGGAUGAGCUGCGGAAGCUGGAUAACUUCCUCAGCGACCUGAUUAAGGUCAGCAUUGCUCGUGCGGAGUCUGAAAUUGACUACCUCAUGCCCGGAUACACCCAUCUGCAGAAGGCUCAACCCGUCCGCUGGAGUCACUGGCUGCUGUCUCACGCCACUGCGUUCGCCGACGAGCUGAAGCGCCUGCGCGAGGUCACAAAGCGGGUUAACCGCUCUCCUCUCGGUACCGGUGCCCUCGCUGGAAACCCGUUCCAAAUUGACCGUGAGUCCAUGGCUAAGGAGCUGGGCUUUGAGGGGCUGCUUUACAACUCGAUGAAUGCCGUCGGUGACCGUGAUUUCGCUAUGGAGACUAUGCAGUGGGGUAGCUCGUUCAUGCUCAAGAUCUCUCGCUGGGCCGAGGACUUGAUCAUCUACUCUAGUCUGGAAUUUGGAUUCGUUCGUCUGUCGGAUGCUUAUUCGACUGGCUCGUCGCUGAUGCCUCAGAAGAAGAACGCUGACAGCCUGGAGCUUCUGCGUGGAAAGUCCGGUCGCGCCUUCGGCCACAUGGCUGGUCUGAUGAUGACUAUCAAGGGCCUGCCUACAACAUACAACAAGGAUCUGCAAGAGAGCGUCGAGCCUCUCCUAGAUCACAUCAAGACCGUCGGCGACAGCAUCCAGAUCGCCACCGGUGUCCUCUCCACUCUGACCACCAUCCCCGAGAAGAUGGUCGCUGCUCUAGCCCCUGAAAUGCUAGCCACCGAGUUCGCCGAUUACCUCGUUCGCAAGGGCGUCCCCUUCCGUGAGGGCCACCACAUCUCCGGCCGUGUCGUUGCGCUGGGCGAGAAGCAUAACGUGCCCAUGGAUCAGCUGUCACUGGAACAGCUCAAGGGCGUUGACUCCCGGUUCGGUGACGACAUCCAGGAGUGCCUGAACUAUGAGCGCGCGGUUGAGUUGAAAGACGCCAUCGGUGGCUGCAGCAAGCGUGCUGUCCUCGAGCAGACCUCUGUGCUUAAGAGCAUCCUAUAA
Messenger RNA from Aspergillus puulaauensis, 1395 nucleotides. It is a transcript of the gene ARG4, whose product is annotated as argininosuccinate lyase ARG4. The transcript has 3 exons. NCBI's taxonomy places the organism in Eukaryota, Fungi, Ascomycota, Eurotiomycetes, Eurotiales, Aspergillaceae. Bases 1 to 1395 code for a protein of 464 amino acids. Gene Ontology annotation, cellular component: cytosol. The record is from RefSeq and is a predicted model, not a curated record. Gene Ontology annotation, molecular function: argininosuccinate lyase activity.